Molecule: messenger RNA, 2060 nt
Organism: Hippoglossus stenolepis (Pacific halibut)
Lineage: Eukaryota; Metazoa; Chordata; Actinopteri; Pleuronectiformes; Pleuronectidae
Product: retinol dehydrogenase 8
Exons: 6
Coding region: 88-1041 (317 amino acids)
Biological process (GO): estrogen biosynthetic process
Cellular component (GO): cytoplasm
Molecular function (GO): estradiol 17-beta-dehydrogenase [NAD(P)+] activity
Source: RefSeq, a predicted model, not a curated record
CCUCUUAUAGUGGCUCAUCCUGCAGAGCUGUAGCUCGUCAGCCUGAAGCUCAGUGAGGCCGAACCAGAGCGGAGAGGCAGCGGAGCCAUGGCGAGCCCCGGACAGAAAGUGGUGCUGAUCACCGGCUGCUCCUCCGGUAUCGGCCUGAGGAUGGCUGUGAUGCUGGCAAAGGACGAACAGCAGCGUUAUCACGUCGUCGCCACGAUGCGUGAUCUGAAACGUAAAGAUAAGCUGCUGGAAGCUGCCGGGGAUGCGUACGGGAAAACUCUCUCUCUGGCUGUUCUUGAUGUCUGCAGCGACGAGUCUGUCAAACUGUGUAUUAAUGGCAUCAAAGAUCGACACGUGGAUGUCCUGAUCAAUAAUGCAGGUAUCGGCCUGGUGGGUCCCGUGGAGAGCAUCCCCAUCGAAGAGAUGAAGAAAGUGUUUGAGACCAACGUCUUCGGAGUGAUCCGCAUGAUAAAGGAGGUGAUGCCCGACAUGAAGAAAAGAAGAGGAGGACACAUCAUCGUGGUCAGCAGCGUGAUGGGGCUGCAAGGUGUGGUGUUUAAUGACGUGUAUGCAGCUUCCAAGUUCGCCAUGGAGGGAUUCUGUGAGAGCUUGGCUGUGCAGCUCCUGAAGUUUAAAGUCACACUGUCGUUGAUUGAGCCGGGUCCCGUACACACAGAGUUUGAGGCAAAGAUGAUUCAGGAGGUGAAACAGAGCGAGUGUCCUGGAGCUGAUCCUGAAACGGUGCAUUACUUCAAGAACGUCUACCUUCCGUCUUCUAUCGACAUCUUUGAGUUACUGGGACAAACGCCCGAUGACGUCGCCAGAUGCACCAAGAAAGUGAUCGAGGCGAGUAGCCCACGUUUCCGUAAUCUGACCAACCCGAUGUACACCCCCAUCGUAGCGCUGAAAUACGCUGAUGAAACUGGAGGUCUGUCUGUCCAUGCCUUCUACCACAUGCUCUUCAACAUGGGCACUCUCAUGCACGUCAGCAUGACGGCAAUGAAGUACCUCACCUGCGGGUGUCUGAGGAGCAGAACCAUCUCACCAAACUAGACGCUUGACUACGAAUAAUACAAACCAUCGACUGCAUAUAAAGAUGGACGACAUGACAGCUCACCAAAAGCGAGGUCAAGUAAUCUUCAUCGCCCCCCAGUGGCUAGCUGCAGCCUAGGUCAUAAACCCUGCUUCUUCCGUGUUAGUGGAUGGGACAACAAACUAAAAAGUCAAAGUACACAUUAAAAAAACUUUCUCCAAGACGGCUACUGUAAAUUCAGGUAGUUUUUAUGACACUGAGGUUUGUUCUGAUAAGUUUGGUUUUAAUUAGUCAUUUGAUGCAAUAAAUAUGGGAUAAAAGUCAUAAUUCACAGCUGAGACUGACUCGUGAUUGGUUGAGCAUGUGUACAGGCAGGACCUCUGUACCACGGCUCCACGUCACGAUCCCUACUGCGCAGACUCUGGCUCUGAAUAGCGACAAAAUGGCGUUGACUUAUUUGUACAACAAGAGGAAGUGGAGAUGCGCCGUCCAUCUUUAGUUACAGUCUAUGAUACAAACACAAUGAGUUUGUAGACCAGAAUGAAGACAGCAUUCUACCUCAUCCUUGAUUGUCAGGGGAUCACGAAAAAUUUGUGGAAUUCUUACUGAGUAUCUGUCCAAAGUCAUGUAGCAGAAAUAAAAUUGUCACCAAGAAAGAAAAUGCCACAUUUUGUGCUGUAUAUAUGCUAUAUGUAUUGUAAUGAAUAGUCCUAUCUGUAUUCUUGUGUAUGUAUAAAACUUUAGCGAUAUCAAACCUAGCUCCAAUUUAGUUCAAAUACUAUAACAGUGUUCAAAUAUAUUCUAGCCUACCCAGAGUGCCAAAAUAAAUAUUUGCACUUAUGAUACAACAUACUGUACCCUGAUUUCAUUGUUUUAUCCCAAUCAGUCUCAGAUAACUUCACAUUUCAGACUGUUCUAAACUCAGCUUCAAUUUGUUUUAUUGUAGCCUGUGUAACUGCAUCUAUUGAGAUACUUUUGAAAUACUGUCAGUGUAUUGGAACACACUUUAUUUGGCAAUAAAAAUUUGUCAUUUAUACCA